This is a messenger RNA of Pieris macdunnoughi, 351 nucleotides long. The record is from the annotation of a GenBank genome assembly. Lineage: Eukaryota; Metazoa; Arthropoda; Insecta; Lepidoptera; Pieridae.
AUGCUUAUGUUUACUAAAAUCACGUGCUCUUACCGGGCCAAGAUUGUCGAAGCCAUGAUGAAGGGCGAUAUUGUGGGCCUCUUCGUGACGAAGGGACCUCUUGAAUCGCACCAGAAAGGAGUUGGUGAAAACUUCGCGGGAGCAAGUCGCGGCGAUCAGUACAGUAACGGUGAUACAUUGCAGCCACAUGAUCUCUGUGACCACCGGCGGCUGACUGAAGUCGGACUCCCGUUGACGUCACUAAAUAUCGACCCAGGAACCGCGCACGCGCCAUAUAAUUCACAGAUUAUAAAGGAAUAUUGUUUUGAUGUAGCAACCCACAUGUGUCGACCUUGUUUGUACGCAUCUUGA